GCGGAGGGGCCCGCGGAGGAGCCGGUUGGACGCGUGCAGCCUGGCCGGGAGGGCGGGCGGGCGGCCUCGGCAGGGGGCCUCUGGAUUCCUUCCGUGUUAUUGUCUUCCCCUGUGGAGGCUAAGUGUGGCCCCUUCGCCCAGCACAAACUCCACGGCAGCAUCUUCAAUAUAGCCUCUCAUUCCUCCCAGAACAGGGUUCCCGGGACUGAGCUAAGGAUUCAGCAUCAUGGAAAGUGAAGAAAACGUGCUCCAGGAAGGCGAAGAAGAGGAGCUGAAGAUCUACGGGUACAACUUUUGCCGGUGGAAGUUGGUCUUUGUGGCCGGAGGGGUGCUGUGCUCGGGCGGCCUCCUCCUCCUCCUCCUCUACUGGAUGCCGGAGUGGCGGGUGAAGGCCAGCUGCCAAAGGGCUUCACUGAGACAUUGCCAGGUGGUCCUGCUGAGAACGACCGACGAAUUCCAGAGCUGGUUCUGCGCCAGGGUCCGGAGGGUCUUCUCCCUGGGCCGCCACCCCUUACAGGCCCCCAAAGAGCUGGCCUCGGAGAAGGUGGCCAACGGCUCCAGCGCUCCCCUGUGCGUCCCUCCCUUGGAAGAGAGCGGCGGGGGCAGCAGCAGCAGCAGCGCCUUGGACGGCCUCCCCCAGGACCCACAGCUCCUCCAGCUGCGCUAUUUCACCCACCACAGUGUGAAGUAUUUCUGGGACGAUGCGGUCCAGAACUUCACUUCCAUAAAGGGUUUGGAUGACUCCACGACCUGCGCUUCCAUCCACCGGGAACACAGCACGGGGCUGACGAAGGAGACGCAGGACUACAGGAAGAUUUUCUAUGGACUGAAUGAAAUCGCGGUCAAAGUGCCUUCCAUUUUUAAACUCUUGAUUAAAGAGGUCCUCAACCCGUUCUACAUUUUCCAGCUCUUCAGUGUGAUCCUCUGGUGCACGGACGAAUAUUACUACUAUGCAAUUGCCAUCGUGAUCAUGUCUCUGAUCUCCAUCGCCAGCUCUCUGUACAACAUCCGGAAGCAAUACACGAUGCUGCACGACAUGGUGGCAGCUCACAGCAUCAUCCGGGUCUCCAUCAGCAGAGCCAGCCACGGUGUGGAGGAGGUUCUGUCCACGGACCUGGUGCCCGGGGAUGUCAUUGUGGUCCCGCUUCGGGGGAUGAUCAUGCCCUGCGACGCGGUGCUUCUCAGUGGCACCUGCAUCGUCAACGAAAGCAUGUUGACGGGGGAGAGCGUCCCCGUCACCAAGACCAACCUGCCCAACCCGUCCAAGGACUGCCAGGCCCUGGAAGAGGAGGUCUACGACCCAGAUGGGCACCGCAGGCACACCCUCUUCUGUGGCACGACCGUCAUCCAGACCCGCUUUUACACUGGGGAGCUGGUCAAGGCCGUGGUGGUCAGAACAGGCUUCAGCACUUCGAAGGGGCAGCUGGUGCGCUCCAUCCUGUACCCAAAGCCCACCGACUUCCAGCUCUACCGCGAGGCCUACCUCUUCCUGCUCUGCCUGGUGGGCGUGGCGGGCAUCGGCUUCCUCUACACCAUUGUCAUCAGCAUCCUCCACCAGGUCCCCGCCCGCAUCAUCAUCAUCGAGUCCCUGGACAUCAUCACCAUCACGGUCCCCCCGGCUCUCCCAGCCGCCAUGACGGCCGGCAUUGUCUAUGCGCAGCGGCGGCUGAAGAAGAUCGGCAUCUUCUGCAUCAGCCCCCAGAGGAUCAACAUCUGCGGGCAGCUGAACCUCGUCUGCUUCGACAAGACCGGGACCCUGACGGAGGACGGCCUGGACCUCUGGGGCAUCCAAAGGGUGGAAAGCGCCCGCUUCCAGCUGCCCGAGGAGAGCGCCUGCACGGAGGGCCUGGUGCGGUCGCCCUUCGUGGCCUGCAUGGCCACGUGCCAUUCCCUCACCAAGAUCGAGGGGCUGCUCUCCGGAGACCCGCUGGACCUGAAGAUGUUCGAAGCCACCGGAUGGGUGCUGGAAGAGGCCACAGAGGAGGAGACGGCCCUUCACAACCGGAUUAUGCCCACCGUUGUCCGGCCGGCUAAGCAGCUUCUUCCGGACUUCAACUCUGGGAACAACAAGGAAAUGGAGCUCUUCCAGCUCUCGGCCAGCUACGAAAUCGGGAUCGUGCGCCAGUUCCCCUUCUCUUCCGCCCUUCAGCGGAUGUGCGUGGUGGCCCGGAUCCUGGGGGAGAAGAAGAUGGACGCCUUCGUGAAAGGGGCCCCGGAAGUGGUGGCCGGGCUGUGCAAGCCGGCCACCGUGCCGGCUGACUUUGAGCGGGUGUUGGAGGACUACACCUGGCAGGGCUUCCGGGUGAUCGCUCUGGCUCACAGGAAGCUGGAGUCCAAGCUCUCCUGGCACAAGGUGCAGAACGUGGCCCGAGACGCCAUCGAGAGCAGCAUGCAUUUCCUGGGGCUCAUCAUCAUGCAGAAUAAGCUCAAGCCGGAAACGCCUGCCGUGCUGGAGGACUUGCACAAGGCCAACGUCCGCACCGUCAUGGUCACAGGCGAUAACAUGCUGACCGCCAUCUCCGUGGCCCGGGACUGUGGCAUGAUUCUACCUCAGGACAAGGUCAUUGUGGCUGAAGCGCUACCUCCCAAGGAUGGGCACCCAGCCAGGAUCAAGUGGCACCACGCAGAUGCCCUCGAGAGGGCUCCCGAGGCCACGCCCACCAUCAACUCAGAGGAUAUUCCCAUUAAACUGGCCCAGCAGGACUGCAAAGAUUCCCACAAAACCAGGUUCCACUUUGCGAUGAACGGGAAAUCCUUCGCCGUCAUCCAGGAGCACUUCCAGGACCUGGUGCCCAAGAGCAACUUGGGAGACUUCCAGUUCCUCUUCAUCGACCUGGCCAUCAUUUUGGUGCUGGUCUUCACCAUGAGCCUGAACCCGGCGUGGAAAGAGCUCGUGGCCCAGCGGCCGCCCUCUGGCCUCAUCUCGGGCGCCCUCCUCUGCUCCGUCCUGUCCCAGAUCCUCAUCUGCCUUGGCUUCCAGGUCCUGGGCUUCCUCUGGGUCAAGCAGCAGCCCUGGUACGAGCCCUGGAGCCCCUCCUCAGACGCCUGCAACCUCUCAGCCGCGGCCAAUGCUUCCCAGCCGGGCAACGUCUCCCACCACGACGAGCACAACAUCCGGAACUACGAGAACACCACGCUCUUCUUCAUCUCCACCUUCCAGUACCUCAUCGUGGCCGUGGUCUUCUCCAAGGGCCGGCCCUUCCGCCAGCCCUGCUACAGGAACUACCUCUUCGUGGUCUCCGUGGUGGCCCUGUACGCCGUGGCCCUGGCUCUCCUGCUGCACCCCGUGGCAGCCAUCGAAUCCUUCUUGGAGCUGGUCUGCGUGCCUCACGCCUGGCGGGUCUCGGUGCUCCUCCUGGUCCUGGCCAACGCCGCAGUGUCCCUGCUGGUGGAGAACUUUCUCCUUGACACGGUCCUUGGGAAGCUCCUCUUCAGCCGAGACAAGCCCGGGGAGGACCGCCUAGCUUCCUCUUCCUCCUCCUCCUCCUCCUCCUCUUCCUCCUCCUCCCACCACCCGUCUCAGGAGGGGCUGGACCGUUGCUGUGGGUGUGCCCUGCCAGGGCUGCUGCGCCUGAAGAAGAGGCCGCCCAAGGCCCGCUACGUGCACCUGGCCCAGGAGCUGCUGGUGGACCCAGAGUGGCCACCCAAGGGCCGCACCACCACGGAGGCCCCCGGCCCCUCCUGCCGGAACGGCUCCUGCCAAGGGAUCAGCAUGACGUAGCGGAGGGGGCCCCCCUGGCACACGCUGGGGCUGCCCACGGCCUGACCUCUCUGCUGCUGACGGGACGGACAGACAGGCUCCCCUCCCCCCCCCCCUCCGGUCGAUGCCAGUCUUCCUCCCACCUGCCUCCCUCCUGAGCUGAGCACCUGGAAGGGACGGGCCUGCCUGGCACCCCUGGACACCGGCAAAGGACCCCCUUCCCAUCCUCCUCUUCCUCCCACCAGAGCUCUCUGCAGGCGCAGUCGGGCCGCCUUCCGCCCUCGGGACCAGCUCUGGGCUCCUCCCCUCCGGGAGCCCCUGGCCGGCUGCAGCAGGUUGCCUUAACAGGUGGGGGCGCUUGGCACAAUCCCUGCUCAGCGCAGCCGUGGCGGCUCCAUCGGUGGAGCCGAAGCCUUUCACUGUGGCCGCAUCGCUCGGGGCCAGCCUGCCCGAGAGGAAGACCGGAGCAGCGGCACGGAAGGGGCAGCCACUCCCGCUGGACAGUCUUUUGGAGGCCGCCCACGGCCUCCCCCAACGGCAGGUCCUGCUGAGAGGGUGGCUGUGCCGAGACGGCAACUCCUCCACAACGGUGCUACUAGUUGGGGCGCAGCCACGGCCAGGAAAGGCUGCUGGAGAAGCGGCUGCAGUCGGGCCUUGCCCCCCCCCCCCCCUGCCGCGUGCCAAGGAAGGCGGCCCACGCAGCGCUUGCUUCCCCCCUUCUGCCUUUGGGGGUCCCCAGUCCCUGAGGAACCAGCCUGCCGAGGCUCGUUCGACCCUGGAGCUGUGCCUGCCCAGCACCUCUCGCUUCAGGGAAGCGGUGGCUGCCGGAGGACGGUGGGGGGGGACCCUCUCGGGGUUUUCCGAAAAAGGGGCCGCCACGACUGCCAGCUGCACCUUCCCGCUCUCCCCGCCCCCCCCCCCUCCCCGGCCAGGCAAAGGAAAGGGGGCUGGUCAGCAGGCCUUGGGGGACCCCUGGGGAAGCGCCCGCCCAGAGCCUGCACAGGGUCUUCGGCCUAAAAGCAAUAUUGUGUUGAAGCCGCCCUGGGGGGGGGGGGGGGCAAGCUGGUCUCCCCUCCGGAAGGGAGGUGAUGCAUCUUGGAUCUGUUCCAAGGACGCUUAAGAUUGCGAAGUUGGGUGUUUUUAAAUCAUUAUUUUCUUAUACUUCCUUGGAGGCUUGUGAAUUCAGGUGAACCCUUUGCUAACUUGGAUUCAGAGCGGUUCGUAAAUUAUUUGAGUCAGACUUACCCCUAAAGCUGUAAGUUAGGAUUGUAUAUAUGGCCAAUUAAAUAUUUUAUUAUUUAUGCAUAUCUCUAAAGGACUUGCUUGCUCAAGGAAAGAGCAACUCUUAAAUUAUACUUUCUAAAAUAUCCAGAUUUUAAAAUAAUAUAUAUACACAGACACACACACCUCCAUCCCUCAGGGUUAUUUUUUUUAUUAAUGCUUUGAUUUCUUCCCAAAUAACUAAUGACGAGACCGCUGGGUGUCACACGUGGGCAGGACACCCCCCCACCCCUCGGGAGCUGCCUGUGGCCUCAGUGCUCCUGGCAGCUGCUGACUCGGCAGCCCCCACCCACCCACCCACCCACCCACAGGGCGGCCCCCACCCCCCCUGACUCCAGAGUGAAUGGGGAGGGGGCAGGAAUCCUCUCCCAUGUUGGGGUCUUCGUGUUCUGCUGGAAAGAUGGCCGCCUCAAAGAGGCCAGGACCCCCACCCAAUCCCCUCGGGCAGUGUUUUCAAUUGGCCGUUUGAGAAACUGGCUCUUCUCUCCUUCAUUUUUAUUUAUUUUUCCAGUGGAGAAGUGGUUUUCCUUCGCUGGGUGAUUUUAUCUACUGUAGUAUAAUAUGGCUGCAUAUCAGUAGUUACGAGGUGAAGAAUAAUUCUUAAUGCUGCAAAUGAUCUUAUUCCCAAAAGCUUUCUUUGAUUGUCACAGACUUAAAAGGGCUUCAUGUCUUUAGCUUGCAAAGAUUAAAUUCUAAAAUCAAAUGUUUGUAUAUAUGAUGGAAAAGUUGAUUUAAAGGCUCAGAUACGAUCAUUUUAGGGCAUAGAUAUGUCCAAUUUUUUAAAAAAAGACUGUAUAAAUAUGCAAACAUUUG
Messenger RNA from Notechis scutatus (mainland tiger snake), 5794 nucleotides. The record is from RefSeq and is a predicted model, not a curated record. NCBI's taxonomy places the organism in Eukaryota, Metazoa, Chordata, Lepidosauria, Squamata, Elapidae.